AUGAAUAAAGAAGAUUUAGAUCAAAUUUUGGAAACUAUACAAUCACCUUCAUCGAUAAAUAUCAAUUACGACAAUUGUGAUUUCCCUGGAAAUAAUGAUUUAAUUACGAAGGUGGAUUUAAAUAACAAUGCUGAAGAAGUAUCAGAUCACUUAUCUCAAAUUAAUAAAUUCGAGAAUUCUACCUCUUCUAAUGUCACAUCGACUUCUGAUGUUCAACAUCACGUUACAUAUUCGUCUAGAAUUUCAUCACCAUUAAAGCUUAGUUUUAUUCCCGAGACAAUUAAUGAAUCUGAGGAGGAAAGUCAGGUUAACAGUAAUGCUCAGAUUGACAAUUCCGGCAGCAAUUCAUCAGUUCAUGAUGUCGAUGGCGAAGUUUUAAAUCAAUCCACAUUUAGUAAUUUAACAAUUUCAGAGGAACCGGAAGGUGUUUCACAUAAUGAAGAUACGCUCGAACGUAAGGAAAGUCGAAAAGAUAGCCUGUUUGAGCCGAUAAAUCGGCUUAAAGAGUUAAUGAAUUCUCAGCUACCCGGAUCGGAUAACCCGUUAGAACCUCUUGAAUCCAACACUGAAGUUCAUUCUUCUCAAGACGCGUUGCCUGUUGAAAAUUUGGUACCAGCAUCGAUUGACACUGACAAGAAUACCGAUGUAGAACUUAGUAUAAAGUUUAGAAAGGGACGAGUUGCACCUGAAGCAUUGAAUUCAUUUGAUAUCAAACAAAUAAAGAAUCAGGUGCAAAGAACUAAUGCAUACGCUGCGAAAUUAAACUCAUUGAAACGAGAAACCACAGGCUUACAAAAAUGGAUUAGUACAAAUAUCGGGAAAGAACCCCCACUAAUUGUAAAAACCAUAAGUACCAGCAGUCAGCCAUCAUUAUCAACUGUUUCGAGUACAAAUACAGAAAAUUCUGCAGAUAUUUCGUUUACAAACUCAAAUACGAUGAGCUCUGAUAAAACAGCAAGAUCGAGUACUUCUCGAAAUUCUUUAGAUUUAGCAAUUCAGGCUAGUUCAUUAAGAGGUCGUCCCAUAUCACCUCCUUUAUCACCUAGAUCGAAGACGCCUAACUUUCUUAAUAUAACUCGAAACAAUAGUUUUAGUAAAUCUAAUAGACUACCUAUUUUUAUGCCUCCGGCUGUAAUGAAUGAUCCUUCCGCUAAUUCACCAACCUCGCCUACUUCGUCUAAUAAAAUUUCGAAAACUGUAUCAAUUAAACCACGCCAACGUAGAUUUAGCUUUCAAUCUGUUUCUUCUCGUUUCAGUUUGGGAUCAUCAACUCCAACAUUUCCCACGGCUAUCAAAGAAAAUAAUGAUCCUUCUUUAUCCAAUUCUAAUUCAAUCGAAGUGGAUGAGACAGCAUUGAAUAAAUUAUGUGAUAUUAUACCCCAAGCAGAUCGUGAGGUGUUAUCCAAGUAUUUACAUGCUGCGGGAGGAAAGGAUGAUUUAAUGGCCGUUGGACUCUACAUGAAAGAUUUUAAAAAUGAUAAAAUAUCGUGUUGA
Molecule: messenger RNA, 1494 nt
Organism: Funneliformis mosseae
Lineage: Eukaryota; Fungi; Glomeromycota; Glomeromycetes; Glomerales; Glomeraceae
Source: the annotation of a GenBank genome assembly